Messenger RNA from Rhinolophus ferrumequinum (greater horseshoe bat), 3887 nucleotides. RefSeq names its product cAMP regulated phosphoprotein 21 (gene ARPP21). Gene Ontology annotation, cellular component: cytoplasm. Bases 922 to 3354 code for a protein of 810 amino acids. The record is from RefSeq and is a predicted model, not a curated record. The transcript has 20 exons. Lineage: Eukaryota; Metazoa; Chordata; Mammalia; Chiroptera; Rhinolophidae. Gene Ontology annotation, molecular function: nucleic acid binding.
GAGAGAGAAAGAGAGAGAGAGAGAGAGAGAGAGAGAGAGAGAGAGAGAGAGAGAGAGAGAGGAAGCGUGCUCUCUCCCCACUCCAGACGCCCUCCUCUGUCCGAGCAAAGCGGCUGAGGGCACUGAAUGGGAGAGGGAGAGAGAUGCGGGCACAGAAGACUGCAAAAGGGACCCUGUAUUGCUAGUGGGACUGAGAGAUGAGGAGGGACAGGCAGACCGACUCACUCACGGACUGACAGCGAGAGUGGCAGCUCCCAGAGCAGAGCGCAGGAAAGCCAGAAUCCCGCGCUGAGCUGCCAGGCUGCGAGACAGACGGUCAGACAGACAGAAGUGCAGAGGAACAGACUGGCAGACAGGAGGCGGGGUACGUUCAUUCCCCGCAGCCAGCCGGGUAAAGAAGGCUGCGGCGGCGCCCCCUGAGAGCGUCCGGAGCAGCGAUAAGCAGCAGGGGCAACGGGGUCGCCAGCUGAAGCCACCAGUGUCGCCGCAGUGGCGUCCGCCACAGCCUUGCAAGGAUCCCAGCCGACAAUGCAGAAAAGCUCCUUUUGAACUAGCAGUUAAAUAAAUCGACCAAAAAAAAAAAAAAAAUCCAAGCUAAAUCAAACAAAUCCAGGCAAAUCAAUCACUGAGAAACAAUAAUAUUAAUAAAAACCUAAUUAAAUCAAUCAAGGCACCAAGACGCUGGGGGGAUAUCCACUGUUCGGUCAAGGUUGACGAUGUGUCAAACUGUGUAAGGGAAUCGCACGGACAUGGGCAUUCCGAACUGUUAAUGGGGACAUGGGACUCCAGUUGUCUCUGAUCACUUGUGUGGAUUUUCCCCGUGUAGAACGACAGAAGCCGCUAGUAAGUGGCCAAGACCUACAGCAGGAACUCUGCACCAAAGGGCAUCCAACGUUGCUAUUUUAAUUUGCGUCCGAGAGAAUGUCUGAGCAAGGGGACCUGAAUCAGGCGAUAGUGGAGGAAGGCGGGACUGAGCAGGAAAGGGCCACUCCAGAGAAUGGUAUUGUUAAAUCGGAAAGUCUGGAUGAAGAGGAGAAGCUGGAACUGCAGAGGCGGCUGGCAGCUCAGAAUCAAGAGAGAAGAAAGUCAAAGUCAGGAGCAGGAAAAGGUAAACUGACUCGCAGCCUUGCUGUCUGUGAAGAAUCCUCGGCCAGACCUGGAGGUGAAAGUCUGCAGGAUCAGGAAUCAAUUCAUUUACAGCUUUCCAGUUUUCCCAGCCUGCAAGAGGAUGAUAAAUCUAGGAAAGAUGACACUGAAAGAGAAAAAGAAAAGGAUAAAAACAAAGAUAAAUCCUCUGAAAAACCCAAGAUCAGAAUGUUAUCAAAAGAUUGCAGCCAAGAAUAUACGGAUUCUACAGGCAUAGACUUACAUGAGUUUCUGAUUAACACAUUAAAGAAUAAUUCCAGGGACAGGAUGAUACUCUUGAAAAUGGAGCAGGAAAUUAUUGAUUUCAUUGGUGACAACAAUAAUCAUUAUAAAAAGUUCCCUCAGAUGUCGUCCUAUCAGAGGAUGCUUGUCCAUCGAGUGGCAGCUUACUUUGGGUUGGAUCACAACGUGGAUCAAACAGGAAAAUCUGUAAUCAUCAACAAGACCAACAGCACAAGAAUACCAGAGCAAAGGUUUUGUGAACAUUUAAAAGAUGAAAAAGGUGAAGAAUCCCAGAAGCGGUUUAUCUUGAAGCGAGAUAACUCUAGUAUUGAUAAAGAAGACAAUCAGCAAAACAGAAUGCAUCCAUUUAGAGAUGACAGACGAAGUAAAUCAAUUGAAGAGAGAGAAGAGGAGUAUCAGAGAGUGAGGGAGAGAAUAUUUGCACACGAUUCAGUUUGCUCCCAGGAAAGCCUUUUUGUGGAAAACAGGCUCUUGGAAGACAGUAACAUAUGCAAUGAGACCUAUAAGAAAAGACAGCUCUUUCGGAGCAACAGAGAUGGCUCAGGGAGAACGUCCGGAAGUCGGCAGAGCAGCUCCGAGAAUGAACUCAAGUGGUCCGACCACCAAAGAGCCUGGAGCAGCACAGACUCUGACAGCUCCAACCGCAAUCUCAAGCCCACCAUGACCAAGACGGCGAGUUUUGGGGGCAUCACGGUGCUGAGCAGGAGUGAUAGCAGAUCCAGUACCAGGAGUCCCGGGAAGCUGUGCAAAACAGGUUCUGAGUCGUCCAGCAGUGCGGGUUCCUCAGGAUCACUGUCCCGCACCCAUCCCCCUCUCCAGAGCGCACCCCUGGUCUCAGGCGUUGCACCCAGUUCUCCUGGCUGUGUACCCUAUCCGGAGAGUGGAAUGGGGGGCCAGGUUGGUGCCAGCAGCACAAGCUACAUCCUCCUUCCCCUUGAAGCUGCAACAGGCAUCCCGCCCGGAAGCAUCCUUCUUAAUCCACACACAGGCCAGCCCUUUGUGAAUCCUGAUGGGACCCCUGCAAUAUACAACCCCCCCACCAGUCAGCAACCCCUGCGAGGUGUGAUGGUGGGGCAGUCCCAGCAGCAGCCACAGCAGCAGCCCUCACCUCAGCCACAGCAGCAGGUCCAGCCGCCACAGCCACAGUUGGCAGGCCCACUGGUCACUCAGAGAGAUGAUGUGGCGACACAGUUCAGCCAGAUGAACCUGAGCAGGCAGUCCUCAGGAGAGACUCCUGAGCCCCCAUCCGGCCCUGUUUACCCGCCAUCCCUCAUGCCACAGCCAACCCAACAACCCAGCUAUGUCAUCGCCUCUACAGGCCAGCAGCUCCCGACCGGGGGGUUCUCAGGCUCUGGACCUUCCCUUUCCCAACAAGUUCUCCAGCCCCCACCCUCACCCCAGGGAUUUGUGCAACAGCCUCCACCUGCACAGAUGCCCCUAUAUUAUUAUCCAUCCGGUCAGUACCCUACCUCAACCACGCAGCAGUACCGGCCCAUGGCCUCAGUGCAGUACAGUGCCCAGAGGGGUCAACAGAUGCCACACACAGCACAACACGCAGGUUACCAGCCAGUUAUGUCUGGUCAGCAGGGGUUCCAAGGCCUCAUGGGAAUGCAGCAGCCGCCUCAAAGUCAGAGCGUGAUGAGCAACCCAACAGGAACUCCGGUGCAAAGUGUAAUGGUCUCCUACCCAACCAUGUCUUCUUAUCAGGUGCCAAUGACCCAGGGUUCUCAAGGACUGCCCCAGCAGUCAUACCAACAGCCAAUCAUGCUACCUAACCAGGCAGGUCAAGGGUCACUCCCAGCCACUGGAAUGCCUGUGUACUGUAAUGUCACACCGCCGACCCCUCAGAACAACCUUAGGCUGAUUGGCCCACACUGUCCCUCCAGCACUGUCCCCGUGAUGUCGGCUAGCUGCAGGACAAACUGUGCGAGUAUAAGCAACACCGGGUGGCAGGUCAAGUUCUGAGGCUCUGGCUGUGGUACAUUUCUUCAGCUAUUACUCAUGGCCUUUGAGGAAAGAGGAGCAAGGUGGGAAAACUGGCUGAGGACUUAAGUAUUCACUCAACACUCAAAUGAUUGCUGCUGGUAUUCUGUAAAAAACAAAAACAAAAACAAAAACAAAGACUAAUAUACACAUUAGCUGGUUAAUGGUGCAUAUUUCUGUCAUGUCUGCUAGGUAUGCCUUUAUAGCUUAGCUAGUGACAUGAAUUCAUCAAGGUAAGAUUUUCUCCUACCACUGAAUACCACUGUGUAGACUACAAUAUCCCUAAUUUGGAUUAUUAGUUUUGUACUUUGUGUUGAGUUUGUGAUGUUCAAAGUAUUUAAAUACUAUAUAUCGAACUCAUAUUGUACCAAAGCUGUAAUGGAAAAGAAAAGAAUUGAUGAAUGGAAGGAAUAAUUUAUAUACACUAUAGAGUUUUCUUUUUUAAUGGAUAUAUGCUGUAUUGUAGUGUUUAAUCAAAAUAAAACUAUUUGACCUUAUGGAGGAAGGUCAUGUUU